Oncorhynchus kisutch (coho salmon) is the source of this 11136-nucleotide messenger RNA. RefSeq names its product protein PRRC2C. Gene Ontology annotation, biological process: cell differentiation. Bases 419 to 9505 code for a protein of 3028 amino acids. The transcript is spliced from 32 exons. The record is from RefSeq and is a predicted model, not a curated record. NCBI's taxonomy places the organism in Eukaryota, Metazoa, Chordata, Actinopteri, Salmoniformes, Salmonidae.
UGAUUGUGAGACAGGCCGCGGCGCAAGCAGCACUCAACGAGAGCAGCACUGUCUCACACGAGAUAACGGGUGGGCAAAGAAAAAGACAGAAACACAAAUCGUGACCCUCUUAACGUCCAAACAACGGUGGAGACCCCGGGAAAGAAGAAAGGGCACCGUGUUGGCCCAGAAUAGAUUUGAGGCCCGUGCAAGUCGAGAGGAAAUGGUUGGAUGCUAGCUACUGUACCACGCUAGUUACCUAACUAGCUAUCGUUAGCAAGCUAGACAGUUUUUGUAAUCCGCCGGCCACACACUCGGCUUGGAUACUAAAAAACAAGCCGAACCCAGACGACAUACUAGAAGAAGAGAGACCGACGGUGACAGGAGGCUGGUUCUGGGGGUGAGACCAGAGGACCAGACUCAAUGAGUUUCCAGCGAAAUGUCAGAGAAGUCAGGGCAGAGCACCAAGGCAAAGGAUGGCAAGACCAAGUAUGCAACCCUUAGCCUCUUCAACACGUACAAGGGCAAGUCUCUGGAGACCCAGAAAACUGCAGUGGCUGCCAGACAUGGGCUCCAGAGUUUGGGUAAGGUUGCUGUCAGUCGGCGCAUGCCCCCCCCUGCCAACCUGCCCAGCCUGAAGGCAGAGAACAAGGGCAACGACCCCAACGUUAACAUUGUCCCCAAGGACGGCAGCGGCUGGGCCUCCAGACCUGAGGGAGGAGACGAGAGGCAGUCCGAUACCCCCCCACCCCAGCCUAACCCAGGGCCCCCCCAACCCCCAGAGGUCUUGUCCUCUAUAGGGUGCAGCAGAUCCUGGGCCAACAGCAAGCCACCGCCACCACAGCUAGAUGGAGGAGCCCCUCGUGUGAGCAGCCAGUUCCACCAGGAGUUCCCCAGUUUGCAGGCGGCUGGAGAGUCGGAGAAAGGGGAGGGGCAGGAGGAAGAGCCUUAUGGACCUGGACCCAGCCUCCGACCUCAGAAUGUUGGUAGUUGGCGCGAGGGCGGGGGAAAGAAUCUGACCACCUCAGCUAGCCCUUCUGAGAUGGACAGCUGUGGGCCAGAGGAGGGAGGGGCAGCUCUCAGCACCCCCUCACCCCCUGGGGAGGUGGAGGAGAGAGGCAGGGUGCCCCCUAAUGAGAAGAAAGAGGUCAGGGAGAGGCUGCCCCUGUCUGCCAAGCCUGCACCCCUCUCCUCUCAGCCCAAGCUACAACCCCCCUCUGUUCCAGCCCAGCCUAAACUCAAUGGUGGCCAGCAGGCCCCUGCCGGUGUGCCUCCCCAGUUCCACCCCCAGUUCAGGGGCAUGAUGCCACCCUACAUGUUCAAUGCGUAUCCCAGGAUGCCCUUUACUCCAGUGCCAGGGAACAUCAGAUACCCUGUUCCACAGGAUGGAGCCAGGAGGGUCCGUCCCCAGCACGGGCCCCCCCAGGCCUGGAUCAAGGACCCAGAUAGACCCUCCAUCAUCAGCGCCACAGAGCUCAAAGAGCUUGACAACCUGGACACAGAGGCUGAUGAGGGCUGGGCUGGAGCUCAGAUGGAGGUCGACUACACAGAGAAACUCAACUUCAGUGACGACGAGGAGAACCAUGCCGCCAAAGAGAAAGGGGAAAACUGGGAGUGGAUGGGUAAAGUGGAGCGGAUGAGGGCACAGCGUCCGUCAGAUGGCCAGGAGGGCAGCAAAGGCUCAUGGGUAGAUGGAAGGGACCCCAGGGUGCUUUCCCUAGGCAGUAAGGGGGUGUACAAGACCGGCCCGCCACAGGACCACCAGGGUCAGCUAGGUGGGCGCUCGGUGGGCAGCGGAGCCCCUCGCGUAGCCAAAGCCCCCACCAUUGCUCCCCCUGCUGGUGAGGAGGAGUGCGAGGCCUGGCGCCAGAAACACAAGAAGCAGGACCUGUCGGAAGCGGUAGAAAGAGCCAGGCGGAGGAGAGAAGAGGAGGAGAGGAGGAUGGAAGAACAGAGACUCACCGCUUGCGCAGAGAAACUCAAACGCCUCAACGAGAAACUCCACCCGGCAACAGAUGCCAAGCACGGCCCUGACGCCGAGACGACCAAUGAAGAGACUGGAGCUGUGUGUGAAGACACACCUCCUUUGUCUGUUCUUCCCCCUGUCUCCAACCCUGCACCAUCGCAGCCUGCCCCUUCCUCUCAGCCCCUGAACAUAUCAGCCCCUCUCCAAGACCGAGAGAGUGUGGAGAGGGAAAGGAAUGAGAGAGAGAGUGUGGAGAGGGAAAGGAUUGAGAGAGAGAGUGUGGAGAGGGAAAGGAUUGAGAGAGAGAGUGUGGAGAAGGAAAGGAUUGAGAGAGAGAGUGUGGAGAGGGAAAGGAUUGAGAGAGAGCGUGUGGAGAGAGUAGAGCCUAGUGCGAAGGAAGAGAGUCAGUUUGUGCCUCGCCAGCCCAGCCCUCUGGUGGGGGACCCUCGGCUCGGAGAGGGUCCCCUGAGUGAGGUGAGCCCUCUGGUGGAGGAAAGCCAGACUGAGAGACUGACGCCCAUGCCUAUCAGAGACUACUUCAGCACCGAUGAGAGCAGAGUGGAGGAACCUGUGCCGCUCACUCUGCCCCUUAUGGACCCCCUCAGUGGAGAGGACGCCCCUGUGGCCCCCCUGGACCUUGAGGGAGAGGUGGGGGCUGCCAUGCGCCCCUCUCUCACCUCUGGAUACUCGAAACAGUUCCAGAAGUCUCUGCCCCCGCGCUUCCUCAGGCAGCAGGAGCAGAUGAAGCAGCAGUGGCAGCAGCAGCAACAGCAGCAGGGGGGUGGUGGUGGGGCUGUGUCCCCAUCGGGUGGAGGAUGUGUAGCUGCCUCCCAGCAGCAGCACCGCUCCCUGUACCAGCCCGUCGGCCCCCCUCACCACCAGCAUCAGCAGCACCUGGCUAACAUUGGCUUUGACCCCCGCUGGCUCAUGAUGCAGUCAUAUAUGGACCCCCGCAUUAUGUCUGGAAGACCACCGCUCGACAUGCCAAACAUGCACCCUGGACCUGGGCGGAUUCCUCCUAAGCAGAUAGUUCGUAGAGAGCCAGGGGACAGCUCCAGUUCUGACUCCUUCGACCACCUGACCAGGACCAUACGGGACCACAGUCUCCCUUCUGAACCGCGCAUAGUAUGGGGAUCUGACCCAUACCCCCAAUCUGAACCCCUUCCCUCUGUCACACCCCCUAAAGGACGGGAGGACGAGGACAGCAGACUGGACUCUGGGUUGGAGAUGGAAAGGGGUCUCCCAGCCAUGUACCCCAGCCAGGAUCACAAUCCCCUGGAACCCUGUGGCAAAUCAGACCUUUUCAGAGACCCCACAAAGCCCCUGUCAGGAUUCGGCCCAGGUCCAGAGGAGGCUCCAGAACCCCUGCAGACAGAAAUAGGGCCUGGUGGGACUCCCUUUGAGCCAGUGGAGCCUAGCCUGCCCACUGCAGAGGUGGAGUCUCUGGGACAGGCCAUGCUACAAAGAACCAUCUCACAGGGCUCCAGCCACUCCCUCAAACUGGAUGAGCCCAGGUUCGACAGCCUCCACCUGGGAACAAAGACACUUGAGCUCCAGGAUCCGGAAGAGAGGCCAGGCGGGGAAGAUAUAAAGGCCAGUAAAGAGCCUUUCUCGCAGGCUGCUGUGACCGGGGACACCCCUCCAGCUGACGGCCUCCACAAGCUCGAGAAGCCGGCCCCCAGCAAGCAGAAGGCUGAGCUGCGCUGGGGAGGGAGGUCUGGGGCCGGCCGGAGGGAUGGACCAGGGGGAGAGAGGCCUGUACGCAGGUCUGGACCCAUUAAGAAACCUGUACUCAGAGACAUGAAGGAAGAGCGAGAGCAGCGGGAGGAGAGAGAGCGACACCGUGAGAGAGGAGAAAAGGGGGAGAGACCCAAGAAGGAGGAGCGAGGAGGAGUGAAAGCUGCCUCCGCUGCUGCUGCGGUGUCUGAGGGCCCCAGGGACAGACCCCACGGAGAGAAGGAGAGGGACAGACCCCACGGAGAGAAGGAGAGGGACAGACCCCACGGAGAGAAGGAGAGGGACAGACCCCACGGAGGGAAGGAGAGGGACAGACCCCACGGAGAGAAGGAGAGGGACAGACCCCACGGAGAGAAGGAGAGGGACAGACCCCACGGAGAGAAGGAGAGGGACAGACCCCACAUGGAGAGGGACAGGGACAGACCCCACAUGGAGAGGGACAGACCCCACGGAGAGAAGGAGAGGGACAGACCCCACGGGGAGAGGGACAGGGACAGACCCCACGGGGAGAGGGACAGGGACAGACCCCACGGGGAGAGGGACAGGGACAGGCCCCACGGGGAGAGGGACAGGCCCCACGGGGAGAGGGACAGGCCCCACGGAGAGAGGGACAGGGACAGGCCCCACGGAGAGCGGGACAGGGACAGGCCCCACGGAGAGAGGGACAGGCCCUACGGAGACAGGGACAGACCCCACGGGGAGAGGGACAGAACCCAAGGGGAGAGGGAUGGGAAGAGUGAGACCCCUGAGACAGAGGGGCCUGGGAAGGGCCUCCAGAGAUCCAGAGAUAUACAUGCCCCGAUACCAGCCUCCCAGGACGACAAGACAGACCAACUACCAACCAAUGACAUAAACCCUGAACCUAAAUUACCCUCUACGAAGGAGCCCAACCUGCCCCCACGGACCUACCGCCGUGAGGAGAGGGAAAGAGACCGGGAGAGAGAGAUGGAAAGGGACAGAGAGCGAGACUGGCCGGCUGAUGGUUUUAGAGGCCGAGGCAGAGGGGAGUACUACUCUCGAGGACGGAGUUUCCGGGGAACUUAUAUUGGUCGAAGUAGAGGUGGCCGGGGUCGUAGUCGAUGGGAGUACCCUUAUCAGGAGCCGCGCUCGCGCUCAGACUUUCCUGCCGUCAGUGGCGCUGCUGCCUUCCGCUGCCGUGAAGAGAGCGAGACGCGCAGCGAGAGCUCAGACUUCGAAGUGAUGCCCAAACGCAGACGGCGUCGUGGUUCCGAUACCGACUCGGAGAGCGAAGGAGGACGGGAGUCAGCUAGCGACACUGGGGCUUCAGACCGUGAGCCCAGUGCCAAACCACCCCGACCGCUCCGCAGGGAAAUACCAGGAGAGCCCCGCUCCGGACCACACAAACCUGGCUUCGGACCCCAUCACCUGGGGGAGAAAGGAGGGCCCAGGGGAGGAGAUGAGGGAAGGCCCAAGCCAGGCUUCCUGCCCAGAGGAGAUCCUUCACGGCGUGGGAGAGGGGGACUGUACAGCAGGCGAGGGGGAGCCAGGGAGAGAGGAGGUCCUAGGUCAGCUCCUCUCAGACGCCCAGGAACUAGAGAGUCAUCCUCCCAGUGGCCCUCUAAACCCAUGGAGACCUUCCGCCCUGAGGACACAGAACCCUCGUCAUCACGCUAUGACAACUGGGACCACCACUCUGACCGACGGCCUGUUCGAGGGGACAGAGACCGACAGUUCGAGGGGAAGAAGUUUGGGGAGGGGGGACCCCAGAGUAGCAGAGACAGAGAGAGGCCCCGUCGCCCUCGGCCAGCCCGACCCCCCAGACAGGACAAACCCCCCCGCUUCCGGAAGCUGAAGGAGAGAGAGGCUGCAGUCUUAGCUGGAGGAGACACAGGACCUGGACCCACCUCCACUGCCCCAGUCCCAGCCUUAGUGCCUGGCCCUGUCUCCCUGUCCCCUACUCUCUCAAGAGCUCCAGGGGCCCCCUUCACCCUGCCUGUAGAUAAGGAUCCCAAAGCCGCUGACCUAACCUCUGACCCAGCCCUGCCUGACGCCACCCCUCCCACCACCUCUGCCGUGGGCACCAAGUCACCUGACCUGUCCACGCAGAACUCUUCUGACCAGGCCAACGAGGAGUGGGAGACGGCGUCAGAGAGUAGCGACUUUAACGAGCGUAGAGAACGGGAGGAGAGGAGGGGAGCGCGGGAGGCUGCUAGCGGCACUGCUCAGCCCUCGACACCAGCCCCCCUACCCCCUCAGGGCUCAGCACCCCCCAGCAGGACUCCCACCGAGGGAGGGGUGACACCCAAACGCGAGGCAGCCGGGCCCGCCGGGGGCAGGAGGAGUUUCUCCAGUCAGCGUCCGGUGGAGAGACAGAACCGCUGGGGGAACAGCGGACCCAAACCAGGCCGCGGCUACGCAGGGGGGAAGGGAGAGAGGCGAGGAGGGGGCAAGGCUGGACGCAGAGGAGCGGCCCCUAACCCAGACUCAGCCCCGGGUGGGGGAGGGGUGCGUACUGGGGGUAAAGACCCUGCUGGACGCAGGAAGGACGAGACCAAACAGAAACCCAAGGAGAAGGAGAACGCUCUGUUGCAGUUUGACCUAAACAACUAUGCCAGUGUGGUGAUCAUAGAUGACCAUCCAGAGGUGACAACCUUAGAGGACCCCCAGUCUAACACUACAGAUGACGGGUUCACUGAGGUGGUCUCACGCAAACAACAGAAACGACUACAGGACGAGGAGAGGAGGAAGAAAGAGGAGCAGACUACACAGCACUAUGGAAAGAAAGGAUCAGGGGAAAAGGGGAGAGGAGGAAGCAAGCUGCCACCAAGAUUCGCCAAAAAACAGCAGCAGCAUCAACAACAAGCAUCACAACAACCACAGCAAGCCUCACAGCCGCAGCCUCAACAGCCCUCACCUCCCCCUCAACAACCCCUCCUAUCUGCCUCACAGCUCCCCUCCCCCUCCCAGCCUGCUGCCUCUCCCCAGACUCUGGAAGGCUCUGUGGCCACCCUACCCCCCGCCCCUACCCCCACCACUGUGGACUUCACCUCCAAGACUCCCCUUCCCCCUGUGGCGCUGCUCACGCAGACCCACAGCACUCUCGGUACGGAACUCUGGGAGAACAAGGUGGCCGGAUCCACCAUACUCCCUGACGUCAAGAAACUUGGACCCAUCAGCCCUCCUCAGCCUCCUUCAGUCAGUGCCUGGAACAAACCUCUCACCUCCUUCACUGGGACUGUCACUCUUGAGGGUGUGAAGCCUGGCUCAGAAGGCAGUGUGGAUCUAGGGAUGGACAGUAUCCAGUUUGGAGCCCCGUCCUCAGCUGGCAGUACAGACAGCGAUGGUGUUCCAGCCAUGCUAGAGCCUGGACCUGACAACAAACUACCUGCUCCUAAAGAACAGAGACAGAAACAGCCCCGUGCUGGACCUAUCAAAACACAGAAGCUCCCUGACAUGGAGCCAGUAGAGCCUAAGGAGUACAAGCCUGGCCCUAUUGGUAAAGAACGCUCCCUGCGUAACCGCAAGGCUAAGGACGUCCGUGUGGGGGGGGAAGAAUGUCUUGAUGGGGGGAUAGUACCAGGUGGAGGGACCAACAGAGCAGUAGAUUCCAGCCCCCCCAACACAGACGCCUCUGUUCCUGAGCUAGGGGGCGAUAUCGAGGGGAUGAUCACCAUACCCUCGGCAGAGUACGCCAGCAGCUCCAAGGAGUCAGUGACCGACUACACCACCCCCUCUUCCUCUCUGGCGGACAGCGUUCCUACUGGAGGGAGUAAGAUGGAGGAGAGCCUGGUGGCCAACGUGGCCCUGCCUCACCCUCUCCCUCGUAGAGAGGCCUUACAGCAGAGCUCCAGCCUCAGUACUGUCUCUCCUGCUUCUGUUGACCUCACACUGAAGAUGGAGUCAGCCCGUAAAGCUUGGGAGAACUCCCCCAGCCUGGUAGAAAAGAGUUCUCCUGUCACCUCCUCUUCUCCUAUCACCUCCUCCUCCUACUCCUCCUUCUCCUCUGCCUCCAUGCCUCAGAUACCAGUAGCCUCCGUCACACCAAGCACUUCUCUGACAGGUGCUGGGACAUACACCACGUCCGCUCUGAGCACUAAGACCACCACGGCCUCUGACCCCCCCAACAUCUGCAAGGUGAAACCCCAGCAGCUGCAGACUGGAUCCAUGGGUGGGACCAGCUUCUCCCAGCUGGGCUGUGUGGCACCCCUGCUUCCCCAGCAGCAACAGACUCCACAGGUCUACGUCUCUCAGUCUGCAGCAGGCUCUGCAGCCCAGAUUCCAGCGUUCUACAUGGACACCAGUCACCUGUUCAGCAACCCACACUCCCGCCUGGCACCUCCCCCUCUGACACAGCACCAGCAGCAGGGCUACCAGCCUAGACUCUCACAGCAGCAGGCGGCAGUGCAGCAGAUUCCUAUCCCAAUCUAUGCUCCCCUACAGGGGCAGCACCAACACACACACACACACUCUCACCAGGCCCAGCUAAGCCUCAGCACCGGACCUCCCGUCUCCCAGCCACAGGACCUCUUCAGCUCCUCACUGCAGCCUUAUAGAUCACAGCAGGCCUUUAUGCAGAGCAGUCUGUCCCAGCCCAGUCCCAUGAUGUUAUCAGGGCCAUCUCUCCACAGCUACCCUGGUGUUGGGGGCCAUGACCUGGGUAAGCCCCAGUCCAGCUUGGCCUACCAGCAGCCCUCCAACACACACACACAGCACAUCCCCAUCCUGUUUGAACCACAGCUCAACCAGCCCUCUGGCAUGGGAGGAUCCCAGCUGAUAGAUACACACCUACUGCAGCGUCAGGGGAUGAGUCCACAUUCUAACCUGUACUCAGGACAGGUGCAACAACACGGACAGAGCAGUUACUAUAGUAACACACAGUCUCCAAGCUCUGCCAUGCAGCAGGUGCAAGUCCCUAUGCCAGGCUCUCAGCUCGGUCUUCCUAACUAUGGUUCCGUGGGCAGCCAGCCCCUCCUGGCUCUGCCCCCCACCCCUCCCCAGGCGCAGCCCCCUAGCCUCAGCCGCCAGCCCCCAGUCUCCCAGCCCUAUAGGGGACCCUUCGGACACACACACAGCGUGAUGCACCCCCCCUCCAGCAAGAUGUGUGAGAUGGACCUGAAACUGUUUAGCAGUGGGAUGGACAUGAAGCCUGGGACAACUCCUCACAGCGCUAGGAGCACUACGCCUACAUCUAGUCCUUACAGGGCCAGCUCUACAUCUCCCAGCAGCCAGUCCAGUAAGAUGAACAGCAUGCUGUAUCAGAAACAGUUCCAGCCCAGCUCUGCUGCCAUGAGGAUCACACAGCACUUCCCUGGACAGUUCAACCCACAGAUUCUGUCCCAGCCCAACCUGGUCUCUCCUCUGGUGCGCCCUCCCUCCCACACCCAGCAUGCUAACUCAUUUUGUGGAGGGAUGCAGCGUUCGCCUAUGGGCCCACCCCCCAUGUCUCCCUCUUUGGGAGGGGGUUUGAUGCCUCACCCCCGGCCACCACCGCAGCAGCAGCAGUUCCCCCAGAUGCACCCGUCCCACCCCCCUAGAGGGCCUCUUCCCCCCCUCGCACCUAGAGGCCCUACAGGUCCCCGAGGCAACCAGGCAGAGCAGGACCUCAAGGCGAAGCAGCGAGCCGAGGUGCUCCAAUCGACUCAUAAGUUCUUCUCAGAGCAGCUCAAGGCUCCGUCAGUCUCCAAACCCUCUCGUCUCGACCAGGGGGGUGGCAAACCGCCCCUCGACAUCCUGCCCCCCAACCACCAGACGGUGGGAGUCGUGGAGCGCCCUGAGCCCGACAAACCCUCCCUGUCAGCGUGCAAACCCAUCCGCACCGGCCCCAUCAAGCCCCAGGCCAUCAAACAAGAGGAGGGGAAGUAAAGCCUCACACAUCUCCACAGAUGGAUGGAUGGGAGAGGGAUGAUCCAGCUGCUCCACAUAUUCAUGCAAUCACUCGCUCACACAUCACCCUCUCUGGUGUUAGAGGCGGAGAAAGAGAGGAGAGGUGGGGGUGUAUUAGUCCAUGGUUACUGAGGGGGCUACUGUGUGUGUGCGCUCCAACCUCAUCUCUCUCUCCCCUUCUCCUCUCUUGUCCUCCACUAUUGGGGGUCUGUGUGUGAUUUUUUUUUUUAAAGCCCCGCCUCUUGUAAUUUGGGCGGGGCGGAAGACGGCAAGCUGUACUUGAAAUGUCUACUAGGAUGGUAAAAAAUGAUUAAAUGGAGAAAAAAGGUUUGCCAUUUUUAUAGCCCUAUGAUUUCUGUUCCUUUCUUUUUCACAAUAGAAUCCCGUUAUUAGGAGGACAGGGCUGUUCUUUUUGUUAACAGGAGAAUCAAGCAAUCUUGUUUUUGUAGUUGGAUGAAACAAUCUUAGUUAAAGAUGUAUUUUAGUGAAGCACAGACGUGUUCUAUUCCUCUGCCAGUCUUCCAUCUAUCAUUGCUAACACACAGCUGUGUGACUGUAUACAAGCUUGUAUGAUCACCACACACACAGCUGUGUGACUGUAUACAAGCUUGUACGAUCACCACACACAGCUGUGUGACUGUAUACAAGCUUGUACGAUCACCACACACACAAACGCUCAACGCUUUCACCAAUAUUCACUAAAGAGUGAAACUAUGAAAUGAUGGUUUGUCUCGAAAGGAAAUGUAAGAUGCAGCAGUUUAAUUGAUUAGUCUGCCUUUUCUCUUGCUUGCAUCUCUUUGAGCGGAAUGAUAAAGGUGGUGUGUGUGUGUUUGCGUGGGGCACAUGGGAGGCCACUGCCCGGUUUUCUCCUGUAUCUUUAGCCAAAGGUUAAGCGUGCAAAGAUGAUUUCACAGAGCCUUGAGAAUCCCUGUUGCUAUGGCAGCAGAGUGGAAGGGGAUUUAUUAUGGGCUGUCUGUAAAUGGACAGACAGACCCUGAAUUCAGUCUGGGAGCUUUCCUCCUCCCCCUUGAGAGAGGAGGAUAGAAUACCUCUUCACCACUGUUCACCCACUCACUUGCCUGUAGGGAAACCAACCCUGCUGCUACUAACAGAAAGGGAGAGUGAGUACGAGUUCAAAACUGUAGAAACAAAACAGUUCAGUGUGGCUUUCUGUUAACCCUCACCAAGAGGGAAAGGGAGACGGAAGGGGGAGAAAUAAAACAAAAUUAGAAAUAGCUUUGUGUUUGACUGCAGACUGCAGUUCUGCUGCAUUUCAGGGCAGAAGGACAGGUGUUAGUGUUGAGGAGAGAUUAUUCCUGUCUCAUCUCACUUCCACUCACUCAAACCUACACCACUCUCAUCGCAGGUUUACCAUGGUGACAAGGGUCCUUCAGAAAUGUACAGUAGUGUGCUCCACUAGUGGGGAGGGGUAUACCCCUAACCAGAACACAGGAUGAGGAACCUUGUGUAGGAGGACAGAGUGGGGGGUAAUUGGUUUGUUUUUUUCUUUUACUUGUACAGGGGGUACAUCGCUGUAUUAAAAUAUGUACGGUCUUACAUUCUUGGUUUUAGUUAAGAAACUAAUAAAAUAAUAUGCUGUUUAAAAAGUG